Phytophthora nicotianae INRA-310 is the source of this 252-nucleotide messenger RNA. RefSeq lists its product as hypothetical. The transcript has a single exon. Bases 1 to 252 code for a protein of 83 amino acids. The record is from RefSeq and is a predicted model, not a curated record. Lineage: Eukaryota; Oomycota; Peronosporomycetes; Peronosporales; Peronosporaceae.
AUGUCGAAAGUGGUGACGAUCCCCGUCCAAACAAAGGUCUCGAUCCAGCUCGACUUUUCCAGCUCUUACAAGGUUACCCGUUGGUUGGUUUGCUAUCGUCAAUUGUUUGAGACGGAAUCCGUCCGGUAUGGACAUCGAGCCAACCAGUGCGGCGGGCACCGCCUAAAAACCACAAUUCGGCACGACAAUUUCAGCCUGCACUACUCAAGAGCAUCCGCGAUGGCCAAGCUCAAGGCAAAAUUCUUGUGGUGA